AUGAGUCCUGUAUUCCCCGUUCCCCCUGGCGCAGCCGCCAACUUCUGGAUCAUCGAUACCACGGGCAGUAUCCAGGGCAUGGCGGCCGACCACCUGGUGAAGCCGAGCCUCCCCGGCUUCGACAUGUUCCCCAAGGCACCCAGCUGGUCGUUCCUGAUCGAGACCACAGUGGCAGGCAAGACGCGGAAGGUGCUCUUCGACCUGGGCGUCCCGCAGGACGUCUAUGCCCUGCCGCCCGUGGUGUCGGACAGAUUAAAGUCUUUUGACUGGGUUAUUGACGUGCCCAAGACCACAGCUGAGGUUUUGGUUGAACACGGCGGUGCUAUCGGCGGCGGCGGAGGAGGUCGGCCGUUGCAGCUGGCGGACAUCGAGGCGGUGGUGUGGAGUCAUUGGCACUGGGAUCACCAAGGGGACAUCCAGCGUUUCCCCUCCACUACCGACCUGGUCGUAGGACCAGGUUUCAGCAAAGCAUUUCUCCCGGCAUAUCCAGAGGGAUCCAAGUCACCAAUUCAGCAGACAGAUCUUGAUGGCAGACGCCUGCGCGAGAUCACCUUCGAAGGACCAGGAACGGUACAGGUAGGGGAUAUGCGGGCCUUUGAUUACUUCGGCGAUGGCUCGUUCUACCUCCUCGACACGCCCGGCCACGCCAUCGGUCAUCUGGGGGGGCUCGUCCGCACCACCUCAAACCCAGACACGUUUGCAUUCCUCGGGGGUGACCUAACGCACCACGGCGGCGAGAUUCGACCCUCCAAAUACCUCAAUUUCGCUUCGGCUGUGUCUGCUCUUGCUACAGAUGGAAUCAAUGUCACACUGCAGACUCUGGAGUCCCUUCAGACUUCACGCGGGCGCCGUGUCGACCAGUCUUUCUUCGAUCCCGUGAUCACAAGCGACUUUGACGAGGCGGUGAGGACGAUUUUACGCGCCCAGGACGCUGACGGGCAAGACAAUGUCUUCUUCCUUGCAGCACACGACGACACCAUUGAAGGCGUGGUCGACGUCUACCCAAAGAAGGCCAACCAGUGGAAAGCGCGCGGGUGGAGAGAGAAGACGCUGUGGACUUUCUUGAGAGAUUUUCGAGGCGCUUUCCAGUGCCCGGGGCAUACGAGCUCUUAG
Molecule: messenger RNA, 1113 nt
Organism: Fonsecaea erecta
Lineage: Eukaryota; Fungi; Ascomycota; Eurotiomycetes; Chaetothyriales; Herpotrichiellaceae
Exons: 3
Coding region: 1-1113 (370 amino acids)
Source: RefSeq, a predicted model, not a curated record